AUGGUGAAGGCCCACUGGCGACCCGGCACUUCAGCUCCAAACCCAACUCGGUUUGGCAUUCCUGACUAUGUGGGAAGAUCAUGCCAGUUUCGCAACUUGUAUUUUCGACCGUUCGACUGCACCUUUCACUACUACGCUUCGCCAUUGCAAUCGCGCCUCGUGGGAGAGAACACCACUGCGCUUCUAAAACAAAUCACGACCAGUAAGGGCUAUGUGCCGCGCAGUCUAUACAACAAGCCAAAACGACGGCACGAAUUUGUUUUUGCAGAGAGUAGGAACGCAUCGUUUACCCCAAAGCUACAUCUAUUCGACUCAAAUUCAUCAGAAAUAGAUCACAGCAAUGUUGUAAGUGUGGCGGCUUUGCGAAAUCAAAAGAUGCCCGUCUUUCUUUUGUACAAACUGAGCUAUGUAUUUAAUUUUGGCCAUUUCGUGUUUGAUGAUCUAUUGUCAUUGUUCUCAUUGCUGGAUAUAUUUGGGUACGCAUCCGAUGAGGUCGGAAACCCGUCGCUGUCUACCAAUUAUCAGCACAUACCUGUCACCUUUCCAAACGAAGAGCACGACUUCUUCUACCGCUGUAAUCACCAUUCUCGGUGGAAAGAAUGUGUCGAGAUGUACAAACGAGUUGCUCCUUUAAUGGGUGUUCAACCCGUUCAGGAACAGAAUGAUGACAUCCUUAGUAUGAAGCAUUUGUUUCGGCAAAGCCAUCACGAGAACCCUCGAAUUUUUGUCCAGCUUCCCGUAGUGCUUGUCGGCACCGGUGACCUGGCAUACUUCGGUUGCACUGGUCCGUGCGGUGCCCAACGGGUAUCGCGUAUAUAUUGCAUGAGAGCCUGGGUUUUUUCAAAUUUAUUUGGCCCUGAACUUGGAAAUCAAUAUAGUCGGCAGUCUGCAAUACCUGGACGGAUUCUGGUUGCUUUACCCUUCGGUAAUUCUCACGUCGGGAUUGAGUCUUUCGACACUAUGAUUCCCGCAAUUCAACAUGCCUUCGGACGCUCGUCGGUACACGUUGUAAACAUGGCUAGCCUUUCCUUGAAAGAUCAAAUAUUGGAAGCUUCGCAAGCUCACGUGUACCUGUCAAACAAUGGCGGGGGAUCCGCAUCCUCUUUGUUUUGCGCUCGCGACUCGACAGUGAUACUGUUUUAUCAAAUAAACGGGCAAAAACGAGACGAAGAACUAUACAGCAAUCAAGGCUACUUGAAUGUGAAAUACCUAAAGGCGGGAACAUCCAGCAAUUAUGUUAUUGAACAAAUUUUAUACGCUUUAAGUCAGUAG
Messenger RNA from Phaeodactylum tricornutum CCAP 1055/1, 1272 nucleotides. RefSeq lists its product with no specific name. NCBI's taxonomy places the organism in Eukaryota, Bacillariophyta, Bacillariophyceae, Surirellales, Neidiaceae. The record is from RefSeq and is a predicted model, not a curated record. Bases 1 to 1272 code for a protein of 423 amino acids. The transcript is spliced from 2 exons.